UGCUUAACUUCCUCAUCUUACCUGAUCAUCUUGUAGCUACCAACAACUGAUGACAGAAGUCUGAAUACAAUCAAAAAGGAGAAAAGAUUCACAUGUAGAGAUCCACUAACACAAGAAAAAAUGAGCCUAAAACUACAGAUAAUACCACUUUUUAUUUUUCUCACAUGCCAUACUUCACAGGCUUGUGUUCUGUUUUGUACUGGAAGCCAGAUGAAGUUUGAAGACUCCUGCUAUGAAUUUGUCAGGGAACUGAAUGACUUUGCAAGUGCCAGAAGUUUUUGUGAAAUGAAUGGGGGCCAACUGGCAUAUAUCCAGGAUGAGAAUACACAGACGAUACUUCAGCCUCACCUAAGCACAGCUCAGAAUUGGUGGGUUGGACUGACAAAAGCGAACAAAAAUGCUAAAUCCAAGCCUAGCUCAGGAUACCUAACCUGGAUAAAGCAAGUAAUAUUCAAAUUUAUAUACAAAGAUCCCGGACUCCCCCAGUCCCCACUGUUCUGUGCCUACAUCCCUCAUGGACAAGCAUUACGCUGGACUACUACACCUUUCUGCAACCAGACCAUGUUUUCCAUUUGUGAAUAUGGGAUUUGUCAACAUAAAUAUAAAUCAUCACCAGUUUCUUCCUUUGGCAAAUAUCAGCCUGAUUUGGUCUGUAAAGGCAACAAACUUAUUCCAUUCCUUAUCAAAUACCUUUCUGGUCAUAUUGGCAUUGGCAUUGAAUUCCAAGACCAGCGGCCUACCAAAAUUUUCUACAUUUUCCUUUGA
Molecule: messenger RNA, 765 nt
Organism: Protopterus annectens (West African lungfish)
Lineage: Eukaryota; Metazoa; Chordata; Ceratodontiformes; Protopteridae
Product: polycystic kidney disease protein 1-like 2
Exons: 4
Coding region: 121-765 (214 amino acids)
Source: RefSeq, a predicted model, not a curated record